AUGGCAUCUGCGGUAAGAUUAGAUCGCUUAGAAGGUGUUCCUUUAACCAAAAUACCACAUUGGCGCCUGGUAUAUAGUCAGGCGGGCACCACUCACAAUGUCAUCAAUUACUGCUAUCCGGGCUCUGGCACGGGAGACGACCAAUAUAUCGUACAUUGGAUUCCAGACGACCCACGCAACCCGAAGAACUUUUCGACUGUCAAGAUGUGGUCCGUCACAUUUGCCGUAUCCAUGACCACCUUAGCUAUCGCCCUUGUGUCUACAGUAUAUUCCGGUGGAGUUACUCAGAUCAUCGCGGAAUUCCACGUCAGCGGGGAAGUCGCUAUUUUAGGUGUCUCGCUAUUCGUGGUUGGAUUUGCAGUUAGCUCUUUGUUAUGGGCACCUCUGACUGAGCUAUUCCGUCGUCAAUCGCUUCUACUACUCCGUUUUCUAGCUGGUACCUUCGGUUCCUCUCCUCUGACCAACGCUGGCGGCGUCAUCGCCGACAUGUUUCCUGCAUCAGAGCGUGGCCUUGCAACUGUUAUUUUUGCAGCUGCUCCCUUCCUUGGUCCUGUUAUUGGUCAUAAUGCCGGUGGGUUCCUCGGUGCGGCUGCCGGUUGGCGCUGGAUUAUGGGCUUGCUCGCAGCGUUUUCUAGCAUAGUAUGGAUAAUAGGAAGUCUGACUGUGCCUGAAACGUACGCGCCGAUAUUACUCCGCCUUGAGUCUAUGAAAGUAGUACUUUCACGUCCUUGGACCCUACUAUUCAAGGAGCCCAUCGUUAGUGUCCUCAGCAUCUAUGUAGCCAUUAUUUAUGGUACACUAUAUAUGUUGUUUGCGGCCUUUCCGAUUGUUUAUCAACGAGGCCGUGGUUGGGGCCAGGGUGUUGGUGCCCUUCCUUUUCUUGGCAUUAUGGUGGGCAUGCUAAUUUCCAUUAUAUACACCGUAUUCUCCAAUAACCAUUACAAGAAACUCCAAGAACAAAAAGGAGGUAUCGCACCACCAGAAAUUUGUCUUCUUCCGAAUGGUUGUAUAUGUAUCCCUUCCGUGCACUAUAUGGCCAGCGUCGCAGCCGGUGUGCCCUUUGGCUUCGGCAUGGUUCUGGUCUUUUUAAGCAUUAUGAAUUACCUCAUAAAUUCCUAUACUGUAUUCGCCGCUAGCGUCUUGGCCGCUAACUCAGUACUCCGUUCACUUACUGGCGCAGCCUUCCCUCUCUUUACCACAUACAUGUACAACAGCCUCGGCAUCCACUGGGCGUCCUCUGUUCCAGCAUUCCUGGCCCUUGCAUGCGUACCGUUUCCUUUCCUCUUUUACAUCUACGGCGCGGCCAUCCCGGAGAGGUGCAAAUACUCCGCCGAGUCCACAGAAUUGGCCACGCGCCUAAUACAGCAGGACAAGAAUGGCUUCUCCACGAGGGCUGGACCACAGGCUGAACCAAUCAUGAAUCCAGAAGCCAGCCUGUCUGCUGUGAGAAAAUAA
Molecule: messenger RNA, 1455 nt
Organism: Truncatella angustata
Lineage: Eukaryota; Fungi; Ascomycota; Sordariomycetes; Amphisphaeriales; Sporocadaceae
Product: major facilitator superfamily domain-containing protein
Exons: 5
Coding region: 1-1455 (484 amino acids)
Biological process (GO): transmembrane transport
Molecular function (GO): transmembrane transporter activity
Source: RefSeq, a predicted model, not a curated record